Molecule: messenger RNA, 2244 nt
Organism: Cyphellophora attinorum
Lineage: Eukaryota; Fungi; Ascomycota; Eurotiomycetes; Chaetothyriales; Cyphellophoraceae
Product: Kinesin-like protein KIF22
Exons: 1
Coding region: 1-2244 (747 amino acids)
Biological process (GO): mitotic spindle organization; microtubule-based movement
Molecular function (GO): microtubule motor activity; ATP binding; microtubule binding
Source: RefSeq, a predicted model, not a curated record
AUGAGUGUUCGCGUGGUGGCUCGGAUUCGGCCCUUGCUGAAAACAGAGCGUGAUGUUGACCAGAUUCUCACCGAACAUGCUGGCGCCGACGAGAAGACGAGCAUCGUCAAGAUCCCCAACCCGAAGAACUUGUCCGAGGAGUACAGCUUCCAAUUCAGCAGCGUCUACGGCCAGGAAUCUACGCAGCAGCAGAUCUUUGAUGCCGAAGUCUCGCCCACCAUAAAACAACUGUUUCAGGGCAUCGACGUCACAAUAUUUGCCUAUGGCUCAACGGGAACGGGCAAGACGCACACGAUGCGAGGGGGAAGAGCACUCACCGAUCGAGGCAUGAUCCCACGACUACUAAGCAGCAUCUUCCGUAAAAGCAAGGCAUUGGAAAAGAGCAGCAACGGCGACACAACGGUCGACGUGUCAAUGAGUUACUAUGAGAUCUACAACGACCGAGUCUUUGACCUCUUCGAGCCGCCCGAGAAGAGGAACGCUACUGGGUUGGCCAUCCGGGAGGCCGAGGGCGGCAAGACUGUGGUUGUGGGCCUGACCGAAGAGCCUUGCAGCACGCUGAAAGAGUUUGAGGUCCUCUACGAUCGAGCCAAUGCAAACCGAAGUACGGGCGCCACGAAGCUGAACGCGCACUCCUCACGGAGCCAUGCCAUUCUUUGCGUCAAGCUGACCAUGACUACUCCGACCGAAACUCGCGUCAGUGUUGCAUCCGCUAUCGAUUUGGCUGGUUCAGAGGACAAUCGACGGACAGGAAAUGAUAAACAUCGCAUGGUCGAGUCGGCGUCCAUCAACAAGUCUCUCUUCGUGCUGGCACAAUGUGUCGAGGCUAUCGGAAAGAAGCAAAGCCGCAUUCCAUAUCGCGAGUCCAAGAUGACAAGAAUUCUGUCGCUUGGUCAGAACAAUGGCAUCUGCGUUAUGAUUCUCAAUUUGGCGCCUACCAAACCUUUCCAUCUCGACACUCUCUCGUCACUUAACUUCGCAAAUCGCACCAAGAAGAUCGAAGUCAAAGAAGUAGAGAAUGAACCAAUCUUCAAAGGUCCACCUCGGCAAGCUACUGGUACCUCGGGCACGACCAUUCAACGGCAACCUCUUCGACCUUUGACUCAUGUCAUCAACGUCAACCUGAAUGUAAACCGAGAUACGAAGGAGAAGCCCGCCAAAGCCUUCUCGGUAUAUUCAGACCGCAGUAGAGGGGCUCAAGUACAAAAGUCAUCCCCAUUGAAGCGGUCAGCCGAGCAUCAAGCAUCGAGCAGACCACUCAAACAGCAACGACCAUUAUCUUCCCAGCCAAUGACAUUAUCUUCGAAACGUCCUAUCCCUUCCGGACCAACGUUGUCAACCGCUAACCUCGAAGCUUUGAUCGACUCACGAGUCCGCUCCGCCCUAGCCACACAUACCCUCGCCGCACCGCCGCCCGCCGAGCCUCCAAUAUCUGAUGCUGUGCAAGCCCGUCUAGACUCGAUCGAAAAGAGACUCGAAAAUGUCGCCGAUGAGGAGCGCGCCGAAGGUAUUUCUUUUCUGUUCAUGGCCAAGCAGCACCAGGCACGCGGUGAGGACGUUUCGGCGCUGAAGAUGUAUGAGCUGGCCAGUGGUUAUUUCCCGGAGAACGAAAAGCUUCAGGCAAAGAUUGAGCGUUUGCGUGAGCGAGUUCGGAGAAGGAAGGCCGAGGAAGAGGAGCUGCAUACUGCCCGCGAAGAGCGAGUCCAGGAGAGCUCAAGGCUGGUAGCGGCGCGGAGAGAGCAAGCUCGAAAUACCCAGGAUGGAGAAGACGAAAGCUACAUUGUGGAAGCCGCCAGCGAUUCUGAAGAUGACGACUCAUACGCCUUGUCGUCCACUUCCUCACCAAAACGCGCGAAGCCACGCAAAAAAGCCAGUGGACGAGCCGGUAAGAAGCAGCGAGACAACGCUCACUCUAUUCCACACAACAUAUCCUCCCCCGAUCCGUUGGUCCAGGCUGCUCAGGCUGUUCCCUCUGGUGCUGACGGUCCGCCGACGCCACGCAUGCAACAUGUGCUCUCAAUCAUCAACUCACGCGACGUACACCAGAUCAAGCAGCUGCAAGGCGUGGGGCCGAAACGUGCGGAGGGAAUCGUCGGACUGUUGCAGGAGCUCGACGAGCAAUUGGCAAGCCACGUUGACGGGCAUGGUUCCCAAUGGAUCAUUGAGGACGAGCAAGGACUGGUCAGCCUGAAAGGCGUUGGCCAGAAAGGAGUGGCGAAGAUGCGGGAAGGCAUCGCGCUGUGA